Messenger RNA from Cynara cardunculus var. scolymus (artichoke), 1386 nucleotides. RefSeq names its product DNA damage-repair/toleration protein DRT100-like. Lineage: Eukaryota; Viridiplantae; Streptophyta; Magnoliopsida; Asterales; Asteraceae. Bases 82 to 1179 code for a protein of 365 amino acids. Gene Ontology annotation, molecular function: protein binding. The record is from RefSeq and is a predicted model, not a curated record. The transcript has a single exon.
AACCCACCAACCCUCACUUCUUCCACAUGCACGUUGCCUUUUGCAGACACUGGUAAAGAAACAACAAAGAGAAAGGAAGGUAUGGGUACCUCAUUGUUGAUUGCAGCAGCUGUUUUCGUAUUGGCUGUCGGGACUGCCGUUAAUGGCUGCCCGCCGUCAGAUAGGGCAGCGUUGAUGGCCUUCAAAGCUGCUUUACACGAGCCUUACUUGGGCAUCUUUAAGUCAUGGACGGGUAACGACUGUUGUAACAAAUGGUACGGCGUUAGUUGUGAUCCGAUUACCAAACGGGUUGCCGACAUCAACCUCCGUGGAGAGUCCGAAGACCCGAUUUUCCAGAAGGCCCACCGGACCGGGUACAUGAACGGGUCCAUCUCUCCAGCUAUUUGCAAGCUGGAUAGGCUGUCCAGUGUAAUUAUUGCUGACUGGAAGGGUAUUUCCGGUAUUAUACCUCCUUGUAUAUCUUCUCUACCUUUCCUCCGUAUACUAGACCUCAUCGGAAACCAAAUCUCCGGUCAAAUCCCUUACAAUAUCGGCAAACUCAGCCGUUUGACGGUUCUUAACAUCGCCGAUAACAAAAUUACCGGUAGGAUGCCGAGGUCAAUAGCAAAUCUGGCGUCAUUAAUGCAUUUGGAUCUCCGAAACAACUUGAUUUCGGGAACGAUACCACAAAACUUCGGGAAGCUUCGAAUGCUGAGUCGUGCCUUGCUGAGCGGCAACCGAAUCUACGGACCGAUUCCAUACACGAUUUCUUACAUCUACCGUCUCUCCGACCUUGAUCUGUCGCUGAACAGGAUCUCCGGACCAGUUCCUGAAUCUCUCGGGAAAAUGGCGGUCCUGGCGACGUUGAACCUGGAUGGAAACAAGAUCUCCGGUAAGUUACCAGCAACUCUGAUGAACUCAAGCAUUAGCAUAUUAAACCUUAGCAGAAACGCGAUCGAAGGCAACAUACCGGACGUGUUCGGGCCUAGUUCUUACUUCAUGAUGAUGGAUUUGUCGUACAACAAUCUGAAAGGAGCAAUCCCGAAGUCGAUAGCAUCCGCUUCGUACAUCGGACAUCUUGAUCUGAGCCACAACCAUCUGUGCGGGGCGAUUCCGGCGGGAUCAUGGUUCGACCACCUUGAAGCGGCGUCGUUUGUUAACAACGACUGUUUGUGUGGAAAGCCUCUUAAAUCAUGUUAAUUAACUAAAGUAUUACUUUGCUUAAAUGAAUCGCCGGCCGUCUACGCCAACGUUGACGGAACUUUCCGGUUCCGUCCCGGGAAAUUCUAAUAGUCCGUACAUUGAGUGUCGUUUAAUUGGUGCAAAACUGCCAUGGAUGGAGAAGAUAUUUGAAUUGGACGACAUUAAUAUCAUAUAGAUGGUUAUUAAUAUACAUUUGUACCUAUU